AUGGCGCUCGCGGAAGUGUGUGGAUUAAAUUCAUUUAUGAAUAUAAAUAAUUCUCAAAAAGACGAAAAAUUCAGUCAUGAAGUUGAGAUUGCGAAUUUCACCAAUAAUUUGUCCUUAGAGAUGCCACCAUUUAGCAAUCCAGCUAAUUUUUUGGGACAGCUUGGUAAUGAAACUGAUGAAACUGGUAAACAUUUGAAGAUUCAAUUUGAUCAUGGAACUACCACCUUAGGUUUUAUGUACCAAGGUGGAAUAGUAUUGUCAGUAGAUUCUCGUGCAACUGGAGGCCAAUUUAUUGGUUCGCAAGUUAUGAAAAAAAUUGUUGAGAUAAAUGAUUACUUACUGGGCACAUUAGCUGGAGGAGCAGCUGAUUGUGUUUAUUGGGAUAGAGUCUUAGCUAAACAAUGUCGCAUGUAUGAACUUAGAAAUAGAUCACGCAUUUCAGUUGCAGCUGCAAGUAAACUAAUGUCCAAUAUGGUAUAUAACUACAAAGGAAUGGGUUUGAGUAUAGGUAUGAUGAUUGCUGGAUGGGAUAAGCAAGGUCCUGGUUUAUAUUAUGUUGAUUCAGAAGGCACACGUACACCAGGAAAAGUAUUCAGCGUAGGCUCUGGUUCUAUCUAUGCUUAUGGUGUCCUGGAUUCUGGAUAUCAUUGGAAUCUAAAAGAUGAGGAAGCUUACGAACUUGGUAGAAGAGCUAUUUAUCAUGCAACUCACAGAGAUGCUUACUCUGGUGGUAUCGUUAGAGUUUACCAUAUGAAAUCCACUGGUUGGGUUCAUAUUAGUGAUCAAGACUGCAAGGAUUUGCAUUAUGCAUAUGCAGAAGAAAAAGAAGUUUAAUUUAUCAAUAAUAUUUUAUUAUAACAUUUCAUUAAUUCUUUAAUAAUAAACGUGUCUAAUUGAUUAUAAUUCAA
This is a messenger RNA of Trichogramma pretiosum, 908 nucleotides long. RefSeq names its product proteasome subunit beta type-5 (gene Prosbeta5). Gene Ontology annotation, cellular component: proteasome core complex. The transcript is spliced from 5 exons. Gene Ontology annotation, molecular function: threonine-type endopeptidase activity. Bases 1 to 834 code for a protein of 277 amino acids. The record is from RefSeq and is a predicted model, not a curated record. NCBI's taxonomy places the organism in Eukaryota, Metazoa, Arthropoda, Insecta, Hymenoptera, Trichogrammatidae.